AUGUGCCAGCCGAUCCAUGAUUUCAGCGGCGUUGGCGUCCCUGGAAAGGGAAAGAGGGAUCAGCCGUCCCCUGUAUUCAUCUUGAUGCUUGCAUCGGGACCUGUCAGUUCUGUCGACGACGUUGAGGGUCCAGCUCCCCUGCUCGGCCCUGCUCCUCCUUUUCCCACCACCGCUGGCCGCGGGACCACCACCACAUGGAACCUCGUGCGUGUUAGCGGGUUCACAGCGGCCGCCUGCAAGGCCUCGAUAGGUCGGGCCUGGGCCGUAGCUAGAUGA
Molecule: messenger RNA, 276 nt
Organism: Clonostachys solani
Lineage: Eukaryota; Fungi; Ascomycota; Sordariomycetes; Hypocreales; Bionectriaceae
Source: the annotation of a GenBank genome assembly